AUGAAUGUCCCAGAAAUUCCUGCCUUGCUUGCCAAAAACUAUCAAGGAGUAAAUACAAUUUCUCCUCAACUCUCACAAGUUCAGAAUUUGGAAAGAAUCCUAGACUGGAGCAGCUAUAGCAAGGGCCGGGGCACGCAGAUCCACAUCCAGCAGAUUGGGCCGGGCAUGGUGCAGCAGAUCCAGACGGUCUGCAUCGAGUGCAAGGGCCAGGGCGAGUGCAUCAACCCCAAGGACCGCUGCGAGAGCGGCAGCGGCACCAGGGUGACCCGCAAGAAGAAGAUCAUCGAGGUCCACGUGGAGAAAGGUAUGAAGGAUGGGCAAAAGAUUCUGUUUCACGGCGAAGGCAACCAGGAGCCUGAGCUGGAGCCUGGCGAUGUCAUAAUUGUGCUUGAUCAGAAGGAUCAUAGUGUCUUUCAGAGGCGAGGCCACGACCUGAUCAUGAAAAUGAAAAUCCAGCUCUCUGAAGCUCUGUGUGGCUUCAAGAAGACGAUAAAGACGCUGGAUGAUCGGACCCUGGUCAUUACGUCCAAGUCAGGUGAGGUGGUAAAGCAUGGGGACCUGAAGUGCGUGUGCAACGAGGGCAUGCCGGUCUACAAGGAGCCCCUGGAGAAGGGCAUGCUGAUCAUCCAGUUCCUCGUGGUCUUUCCCAAGAAGCACUGGCUUUCUCCAGAGAAGCUGCCCCAGCUGGAGGCCUUGCUCCUGCCCCGGCAGAAGGUCCGGAUCACGGACGACAUGGAGCAGGUGGAGCCGAAGGAGUUCAACCCCGGCAAGCAGAGCUGGCGCCAGCACCGGGAGGCCUACGACGAGGAGCAUGAUGGGCCCCAGGCUGGAGUGCAGUGCCAGACGGCCUGA
This is a messenger RNA of Lepus europaeus (European hare), 852 nucleotides long. Its product is annotated as dnaJ homolog subfamily A member 4-like. The coding region runs from base 1 to 852 and encodes 283 amino acids. The record is from RefSeq and is a predicted model, not a curated record. Gene Ontology annotation, cellular component: cytosol; cytoplasm. Gene Ontology annotation, molecular function: Hsp70 protein binding. Lineage: Eukaryota; Metazoa; Chordata; Mammalia; Lagomorpha; Leporidae. The transcript is spliced from 2 exons. Gene Ontology annotation, biological process: protein refolding.